AUGCCAUCAUCCCCAUUGGAACAGCGCCUUGCUGCUCUCCUGGAGAAACGUCGAUCGCAGUCGAAGCUGCGAAACCUCAAGUCGAGUCCUCCAGGGUCUGUCGACUUCUCAUCCAACGAUUUCUUGUCCUUGUCCACAAACAAGGAGUUCCAGGAUGAUUACCUGGCGGUGCUGAAUGGAAGCCACACGCCCAUUGGAUCAACGGGCUCGAGGCUCCUGGACGGCAACUCUGAAUUCGCCGAGAGCCUCGAACGAGACCUUGCUGCUUUCCACGGCGCCGAGGCUGGCCUCCUGACCAACUCGGGCUUCGAUGCCAAUGUUAGCAUCUUCACCUUUCUCCCUCGACCGGGGGAUGUCAUCAUCUAUGACGAACUCAUCCAUGCCAGUGUCCACGAUGGCAUGAGACAGUGUAGGGCCAAGCAACAAAUCUCCUUCAAACACAACGACGUCGAAGACCUGAGUCGGAUCCUGCAGCAAUUCUCCUCCUCGAGUCCCAGCCAGACCAUUUUUGUCGCCGUGGAGACGGUUUACAGCAUGGAAGGCGAUCUCGCCCCGCUGACGGAGAUUGUCGAUCUGAUGGAAGCUAUGUUGCCUCACAACAACGCGCAUCUAGUGGUGGAUGAGGCCCAUGCCACUGGCGUCUAUGGACCGAAUGGCUCCGGCAGAGUCUGUGAACUUGGACUGGAAAAGCGUGUUUCCAUCCGCCUCCAUACUUUCGGCAAAGCUCUUGCAUGCAACGGCGCAAUCAUUCUGUGCUCUCCUGUGAUCCGUCUCUUCCUCAUCAACUAUGCCCGACCGCUCAUCUACACAACCUUUAUGUCCUAUCCUUCCCUUCUCGCGAUCAAGACGGCAUAUGAUUGGCUCAAAGAGGGGAAAGCGAAUCUGCUUGCUGCAAACCUCUAUCAUCUGAUCGAUCACCUCUACACAGGACUGCAAAGCUUGGCACCUGUCGUCGCCGAAAGUGGCCCGGUAUCGAAGACUUUGGUGUCUCUCCCAACCACGUGCCCAGAGUCGCCCAUUUUUGCAAUCUUGAGCCCAUAUCCUCGGUCAUUGGCCUCGUACUGUCAGUCGGCGGGGUUCAUCGUGCGCCCGGUCGUUGCACCAACCGUUCCCAAGGGCACAGAGCGGGUAAGGGUCUGCCUGCAUGCAGGGAAUACAGUCGAGCAGAUUGACCGGUUUGUCGAGUGUGUCAAGCAAUGGAUCAUCACUGAGGGCACACGGGAUGUGCAUACAGACCAGCUGAGCCCGCCAUCAAGCCACGCCAUCAGCCAGCCGGCGGGACUAAAAACGGGAAGUAGCCUUCUCGCGAAAUUAUAG
Molecule: messenger RNA, 1317 nt
Organism: Fonsecaea multimorphosa CBS 102226
Lineage: Eukaryota; Fungi; Ascomycota; Eurotiomycetes; Chaetothyriales; Herpotrichiellaceae
Exons: 3
Coding region: 1-1317 (438 amino acids)
Biological process (GO): biosynthetic process
Molecular function (GO): pyridoxal phosphate binding
Source: RefSeq, a predicted model, not a curated record